AUGAUGCAACAAAAACAACGAGUAAUCCACCACCCACGAAACGACAUUUUACAUUCGUCGAAACGUCGUCGGUUUCAUCACGGUGCGACGACGAUUCAGACGACGACGAGAAGGAAAAGUGGAGGUAAAUACGGAAGAGGAUGCGGUGCGCGAAAAGCAGUAACUUCUUUCUCUUCUGUGUCUGCGAAUAAAGAAGACGACGACGAGUCUAAAGAUAUCGAUGUAGUCACGCUCGGAAAUAUGUGCGUGGAUGUGUUUCAUUCCGUGGAGUCUCUCCCUGAAGACAAGAACGAGUUGAAAACGAUGGAAACUCUGAACGAUUUGUUAACGAGAACGGAGAAAAUGAAAGCGAUGGGAUGCGAGGAGUUGGAGGUUGGUGGCAACACGAACUUCUUAAUCGCCGCGAGGAGGCUCGGGCUGAAAGCAGUCUCGUUAGGGCAGAUUGGAAAUGAUUUCUACGGGACGUUUAUGAAAGACGUCUUGCGCGAAGAACGCGUCGGGUUUCGCAGUUACGAGGAAAAGCAAAAUUCUUCCACAUCCUCCUCUGCUCCCAGUACUUCGGAAAGUCGAACGUUGGUUUGUUUCGUGUUGGUGGAUGGAUCUGGUUCGCACGCGUUUUGUUCUUCCUACGAUCUCGGCCCGUGGCCGUUACUGGCGGAAAAAUACAAGCUCGGCGCGGAUGUGAAAGCGGCGUUGAGGAAAUCAAAAGCUAUGUUUGUAAACGGAUUUGCGUUCGAUGAGCUCGCACCGAACGAUGUCGUCGACGCGGCGGAUAUUAUUCACAAACACGACGGCACGGUGUUUUUCGACCCCGGUCCACGCGCGUUCACCUUUCACGAAACCGAGUUGCGCAAGAAAGCUUUGAUUUCACUCAUAAAGCGAACGGAUGUCGUUUUAGCGACCGCAGAAGAGUUAGCGGCUUUAGUCGAACACCCAAAUCCGAACGAGGAGUUGUUACAAAAUCCUCGCACGUUGGCGUAUAGCUUGUUCAACCAUCCUCAAUUUGAAGGAUCGGGCAAUUUAGAAUGGAUCGUCGUAAAACUCGGCCCGGAUGGAGCGAUUUUGUUUUCAAAGAACGAUAUGGAUAUCGAUAGCACUAAAGUAGGCUCUCCCACGAUUGACGUCGGCGAUACGGUCGGGUGCGGCGACUCUGCGGCGAGUGCCAUCGUCAUGGGAUUUCUCGAAUACAAAAAAUUGAUGUCGACCAAGAGCGAUAGUGGGAAAGAUAGUAGUAACGGUAGUGGCAGUGAUAAUAACGGCAGCAGAAGCAGUAGUAAUAGUAAUAGCACGACGAUGACGACGACAAAGGAAGCCAAACAACUUUCUGCGAAAGCGACUUUGGCUUUAGCCACCGCAGUCGGCGCGGCUACCGCGUCGAGAACCGGCGCGGGAAGAAACGUCGCCACGAAACAGUUAGCUCAAGAUUUGUUAAUCGCGCAAGGCGGAGAAGAACGUAAAGGCGCGUGUGAAUACAGCGAGGCCUUGAGAAUGUUGAAGAGAUACGUCGAUUGA
This is a messenger RNA of Bathycoccus prasinos, 1512 nucleotides long. RefSeq lists its product with no specific name. Bases 1 to 1512 code for a protein of 503 amino acids. The transcript has a single exon. The record is from RefSeq and is a predicted model, not a curated record. NCBI's taxonomy places the organism in Eukaryota, Viridiplantae, Chlorophyta, Mamiellophyceae, Mamiellales, Bathycoccaceae.